AUGAACGACUGCGCCGUAAACGCGAACGUUCACCGCGAACAGGUGAAAGCGUGCGGCGAGGACGCAGAGGAGGGAGGUACAGCAGACGCGGAGGGGCAGGCGCCAGUCGCGUCCUCGCCCGCUGUCACGGCGACUCUUUCCGGCAUCCCCGCAUCCGCCUGCAGGGAUGCCGCCGACACCGCCGCCGCCUGCGAACGCGGCAAGAGUCGCGGUAAGCCGGGCAAAAAUGAAAACGCGCCCGGCAAAGGCGACCGCGUAUCGCAGCCCCACGGCGCUGCCGCCCCUCUUGCGGGGAAACACCUGAGACGGAUCGAGAACGAGAUGACACUCGGGCUCAGAGGAACCGGGAAGACGCCACGGGGGAAGACGGAGGCUCACGGGAGCGUCGCGCCCCACCACCGACCCAAAGACGAGAGAGAAACGCGCGGUGAGGAGAGCGCUAAGUUCGGAAAGAAAACCCCCGUCUCCGUCGACACGUCCAAAGCCAGAGCCUCGGCCGUGGCGAUCAAGACGAGCGUCAAGCAGCUGAAAUGGAAAGAGUUUCCUGUGGGACGACGGGCAGCCUGUGAUAUUUACUGGCAUGGGAUGUCCUUCCAUGACAGUGAAAGCGUUGUCUCUGGGCAGGUCAACAAAUUCCCAGGUAUGGUUGAGAUGUUAAAAAAGAUCAACCUGAGCAGGGCAGUGCGUACCAUGCAAGAGCUGUUCCCAGAGGAGUACAACUUUUAUCCCCGGGCCUGGAUCCUCCCUGACGAGUAUCAGCAAUUUUCUGAGCAGUUUCAGUUGGUGAAGGACAAUGAUGUUAUGUUGAAGCCCACUUUUAUUGUCAAGCCUGAUGGGGGAUCCCAGGGGGAAGGCAUUUACCUCAUCCGUGACCCUAGUGAUAUAAAGCUCACGAUGGGUUCGCAGCUCAAGCAGGCCAUAGUACAGGAGUAUAUUGAGAAGCCGUUACUCAUUGACAAGCUCAAAUUCGAUAUCCGCCUCUAUGUCCUUAUCAAGUCACUGGAGCCAUUGGAGAUCUACAUCGGCAAGGAAGGACUGACACGCUUUUGCACUGAACCUUAUGAGGAGCCGAGCCGGAAGAACAUAAGCCACAUCUUCAUGCACUUGACCAACUAUGCCCUCAAUGUCCAGAGCUGCCACUUUGUUCACUCCGACAGCCUGAACGCAGGCAGCAAACGCACUUUCUCCAGUGUGCUCUACCAGCUGGGCUCUAAAGGCGCAGACAUCAAGAGGGUGUGGUCGGACAUCAUUUCUCUUGUUAUCAAGACUGUCAUUGCCAUGGUGCCUGAGCUCAAGGUGUAUUACCAAGGUGAUAUACCUCCUGGCAAGCCGGGACCUACCUGCUUCCAGAUCUUGGGCUUCGACAUUCUUCUCAUGAAGAACCUUAAGCCAGUAUUAAUAGAGGUCAAUGCCAACCCCAGUAUGAGGAUAGAGUAUGAACAGGAGGUGGCACCCGGUGUUUUUGUAAAUGUGUCCAGUCCAGUGGAUAAAGAGGUCAAAGUGGGCGUUAUCAGGGAUACUCUGCGCCUCAUGGACCCAAGCCCCAAGAGACAAUCGAUCUCUGAGCAAGUGGCAGGGGCUAAGCGAGCAGGGGCAAUGAAGGAGAGUCAAGAGGACGAAGAAACCCUGCCCUCUUCCUGCAUGAAGCAGGUGUACCCUAAGUAUACCAAGCAGUUCGACUACCUGCGGCUGUUGGAGCGCAUCACAGCCCUUUUCAUACGCUUUCUUGGGGUCAGGGGUAGCAUGCGUCUGGGCCCCACUGCCUUCCGUACGUUUAUCAGGAAAUGUAAACUGAGCAACAGCUCUUUUUCCAUGGCAUCAGUGGACAUCCUCUACAUAGAUAUCACACGUCGUCAGGCAGGGUUCGUACCUGACUCAAGAGAAACAGGAAUGGGACUGCAAGCAUUUAUUGAAGCCUUCUUCCAGCUGGCAGGUCGCAGGUACAAAUCCCUGGCACUGAGGGAACAAGUAGUGUCACUUCUGGAGCAGUGUGAGGCCCAGCUCAAGUCCCAGUUAGCUGUGGGGGGUCCAGCGUUUCAGGAGAGGCGCUCUCUGAGCUGCAGCAGGGCACUGACACGAGGCACUAGGAAUCAGGCGUCAGGCAUUUCCAACUUCCAGCUCCAUUCUCCAGCCCCCAUACGCAGGGCUGCGAGCCAGGACUAUCAGCUGGAUCAGAAUCUCAAGCCCACUCGAGGCCGAUGUGGAGCCCUCUCUGUGUGA
Messenger RNA from Lampris incognitus (smalleye Pacific opah), 2220 nucleotides. It is a transcript of the gene ttll11, whose product is annotated as tubulin tyrosine ligase-like family, member 11. The record is from RefSeq and is a predicted model, not a curated record. Gene Ontology annotation, biological process: protein polyglutamylation; microtubule cytoskeleton organization. Lineage: Eukaryota; Metazoa; Chordata; Actinopteri; Lampriformes; Lampridae. Gene Ontology annotation, molecular function: tubulin binding; tubulin-glutamic acid ligase activity. Gene Ontology annotation, cellular component: cilium. The transcript is spliced from 10 exons. Bases 1 to 2220 code for a protein of 739 amino acids.